Ylistrum balloti is the source of this 1032-nucleotide messenger RNA. RefSeq names its product nocturnin-like. The transcript is spliced from 2 exons. Lineage: Eukaryota; Metazoa; Mollusca; Bivalvia; Pectinida; Pectinidae. The coding region runs from base 1 to 966 and encodes 321 amino acids. Gene Ontology annotation, molecular function: 3'-5'-RNA exonuclease activity. The record is from RefSeq and is a predicted model, not a curated record.
AUGGAUGAGUUGAUGAACAAACUGCAGGAGGAUAUCUCCAAACGUAGCCUUCCGUCACUGUUGGAUAGAAGUUUUGUAAAAACUGCUGAAGAGGAUGGUCAGCUGAAGGUCAGAAUUAUGCAGUGGAAUAUCCUAGCUCAAGCUCUGACCCAAGGAGAUGAUAACUUCAUCCUCUGUCCCCCCGCAGCACUACAGUGGGACAAUCGUCAACUACGUGUGAUCGAGGAGUUGGUUCGUUUCACGCCCAGCAUUUUGUGCUUGGAGGAAGUUGAUAUGUUUCAGUUCCUGAAAGGUACCCUGGGACAGGCUGGAUAUGACGGUAUCUUUACUCCAAAGCCAGACUCACCUUGUCACAAGUUUAAAAACAACAUGGGAUCUGAUGGCUGUGCUGUAUUCUACCAGACAGGUGAACUUGAACUACUGCAUAAGGACUGUAUAAUAUUGAAAGGAGAGGACGAUGAAGAAACAAAUCAAGUUGCUAUCUUAUGUAAAUUUCGUUUGAAAGCUAACCAGAAAGUAUUCUUUGUCAGUGUCUGUCAUCUAAAGGCAAAGUCUGGCUAUGCUGAUUUACGUCAUCAGCAGGGAAAAUACUUGCUGGAUGUUUUGAAGAAAAAUGUUGGUUCCCAUCCUGUGUUUAUUUGUGGUGACUUCAAUGCACACCCCAAAGAACCAGUGUAUGGUGAGUUUGCGAAGAGUGAUCUCGGCAUAACCAGUGCGUAUGCUCAUUUAUCAACAGAAGGAAAGGAGCCAAGCUACACAACAUGGAAAAUACGUGGAACCUUUGAUGGGCAGAAAACAGAGAGCUGUAAAACCAUAGACUACAUUUGGUACUCUAAAGACAAGGCUUCCAUUACCUCAGUAUUAAACCUGCCUUCACCAGAGGCUAUCGGGGAGGCCAGGCUACCUUCUUAUACAUACCCCUCCGAUCACUUAUCUCUUGUCUGUGAUGUUGUUCUCAAUAAAUAAAGGAGAACUGAUCUAGAUUUAUGUAAUUUACUUAGGUAGACAUUACGGCAAAUUUAUAAAAAUAAU